UUCUAGUUUUUCUAAUCUCUACAAAUAAAAACAGAAAUUCUUUGUAGGGUAUUAGCGUUUUCUUUGUCUGACAUAACGUCAGUUAAAGUAAAGAUUGACAACGAUAAUUGGAAAAGUUGUAACCAUAAAACAGGACCUUUAUAUGUAACUGAGUGGAAUCCUAGCUUAUAUAAUCAGGGUAUUCACUACAUAGAGGUAUUUGUUCAAGAUUCUAUGGGACGCGAACAGAUAUAUUCUCAACCAUUUUCUUUAGAUGGGAGCCGACUGUCCUUUCAAAUUCUCCCUAGAAUUGCUUUAAUGACUAGCGCAAGCAUGGUGUUUAAAAUCUCUUUUGUGAUUUUCCUUGGAUUUGUAACACUUCCCCUAAUUGUGAUGAGGUAUAUGAACCGACUAGUAUUAGCUGGAAAAAUGAGUAAACCUAUAAUAAGACGUGGCUGUCUGCAAAUAUGGAUUAGAAAAUUGUGGAUAUUGUCCACAGUUGACCGAUUAUUUUAUCCUCUUAUUUGCUAUUGCAUUUAUCUGCCAGUUGGUCCGUGGUCAGUUGGGUAUCUAGUCGAAGAUCAUUUAGGGGCCAUAUUUGCAUGGGGAAUUUUAGUGAAUGGUAACUUCUUACCAGGAUCGUUUACUUAUGCAUAUGGUUUUGUUCAGCUAGCUACAUUCCAGUUUCCACUAAUACUUAUAUUAGCCAAUGGUGUUGAUAACAGGUUGCGCAAUUUAAUAUUAAGGCCUGGAAAAACCAAAACAAUCUGGGAUUUGAUAGGGUUGCAUUUGCCCUUUGUUAUGCUAUUGAGCAUUCAACUUCUGAUGGCGUAUUUCUUUCUAUUAGCCUAUGGUUACUUGGCAUUCUUUUUGGGACCAUUGAGAACAUGGUCAAUAGUGUUAGCGCUGGUUUUGUGGUGCCAGACUUUACAACUACCAGAAAAGUGCACAAGGGAUGCAGCUAACGUGUGGUUUACUACAGCCGAAUCUGAGUUGAGUCAAACAAGCUUAAACGAUUAUACCGAACCAGCUUCUUAAACGGUAGAAUCUAUACAUAUUUUUUAGUAAAAUGUAGAUUUGUAUUAUUUCUCUUGUAUAAUAUUUUUAUUGUUUUAUUGUUUCUCUUGUAUAAUUGUGUUUACAAGUUCUUUACGUGCCUUUUAGGAAAUGGAAACUACGACUAAUAACUCGAAUUUAUAUUUUAGUCUAACUGAAAUUUACUCGUUUACUUUUUAGACUAUUAAGAACUAAAGUGCAUUUUAAAAUCUGAAAGUUUUGUGUCUUAUAUUAUUGAAACUAUAAAAGAUCAUCAUUUAUAAUACAUUUUGUAAAUUUAAAUGCAAAACACUUCAGUAUAUUUAAUGCACGGUUCUCAGGUACGAGGACUAAAAAAAAUAUAAAACUAUUAAAUUUGGCUACAGAUUUAAGUACGAAAUGCACUUUAGCAAGCCAAAGAACUUUAUACAAAAAUCCGUAGUACUGAAUAAUUUAAGGUGGAGUACUACAAGUUUCUUAGCCCCCUGAUAUUAUAAUUUUUGUUUGAGGUGGAAACACAAAGACUGCAUUUAUUAUCUAAAUCGCAAUAUAUAAAGGUCUCAACAUUUCAGGUUUCAACUGAUCACUACCGUGCCAAAAUCUUUAAAACAACUUACGUUUUUUCAAUUUAAUUUUCAUAAAAUGAAAAGUUGAAUGUUCAUUCUACAGGGUUAUUUAUUUGUAAAAGACUGAAAUGGAAAUGUAUUCCACUUUAAAUUUAGAGAAAAGAACAGUAUUUUGACUUAAUAAUAAUACUCUCAUUGCCAGUAUCCUAAUCAACACUUUUGCAGUGUACUUUUGCAAUAUGCAAUGCAAAAGCUGAAGGAGCAUUCCUACUUGUUGAUAUUUUUACAAGCGGAUAUAUUGACCCAUUAUGCUUUGGUUAAUAGUUUCAUAAUCAUUUUGUUGGGUAAUAAAAAAUCGUUUGUUUAUUUAUUAAUAAUUUAAAAAUUGUUAUUUUCGAAAAUUUAUGGCUAUAAUUAUUUAUUAUGGAGUUUAUAUUAAGAUUAAAAGCCCAGGAAAUUACUUCUCGCUAAAAAAUAUCGACAAUUAUCUCAUGAUUGCCGAUUAUAUUCCUGCUAAUAUAUUAAUUAUAAAACUGAUUUUUAAUAUUUCUAGCUUGAUAAAGUAAAACACUGACUUACUGCUUUUUCAAGCAUAAGUAAAAGAUGUCCUAAAUAGUUUUAUCCUAAAGUAAGACAUUCCAUCAGUAUUAAAGGUACAGGUUAUGGCACCGUCGUAGAAAGGGAUGGGGAAAGGAACGAAAGAGGUGGAAAUGGUCAUCUGCAACACUAAAAAAGUGUUUGUAGGUGGAAGCGGAGACGGUGGAAGUGAAAAAUCGAAAAGAAACUGACGUAACCUAAGCUAAUCUGAUGUACAAAAGUUUUUGUAGUAAUUUUCAUCUUUAUUUGUAAGAAUUUUUACUGAGUAUCUACGUAUGUUAGAUUGGGUUAGAUUAAAUUACGUUAGUUUCUUUUCCAAUAUUCAAUUUUUCAUCUCCAUCCCUCCUCGCUCCACUUACAAUCACUUUUUAGUAUUGUAGGUCAUCCUGAUCCCUUUCACCCUUUUACCAUCCUCCAGUUAACGCGACACUCACAUCAUCUGCACAUUUACUGGAUUAAAAAAUAAAUUACGAAGAAAGGUACCUACUUAAACAUAAAAAUGAUUAAUGAGUAAACAUAUAAACUAUUGGACUAUUAACGCUCAAAAGUUACAAACAAACUUGGUAAGAGUAAUUCCGUUGUGGUGUCACUAUCAUAUUUGAUAACAAAACUUUUCAUGUUAGUAAUUCUGACUCAGUUGUUAUAAAACGUACUCUUCAUGUUUUAACGAAAUACAGCUAGCACUAAAUGUAGAAAAAACUACUGAUUCACCUACAUGACUAAUUUUGUAGCCUGUUACAACAAAUGAGCAAAUUUUGUGGUCUCCUAGAUAUGAAUGAUCAUAAUCUUUUAACUUUUCAUACAUAAACGCCUUCGUACAUCAAUUAAAAACAAUAGAUAAACUUAUAUUAAUUAGUACUGUAUUUUGUUGAAUAGCAAUCUCUACUACGCUUAAAACACCUUUUUGCUAGGGUCAAAGAGGAACUUUACAAUUGGUAACAUUCUGUCUAAUUGAGAUGUAUUAAAAUUACUCAAAACUGAUUUUAUAACAUUUAAUAUAUAGAAUGUAUAGAACUUCCUUGGGCUCUAAAGUAAAGAAUUGUAGAAUAUAAACCAAAGAU
This is a messenger RNA of Agrilus planipennis (emerald ash borer), 3238 nucleotides long. RefSeq names its product transmembrane protein 62-like. The coding region runs from base 214 to 1017 and encodes 267 amino acids. Lineage: Eukaryota; Metazoa; Arthropoda; Insecta; Coleoptera; Buprestidae. The transcript has 7 exons. The record is from RefSeq and is a predicted model, not a curated record.